Magnusiomyces paraingens is the source of this 726-nucleotide messenger RNA. RefSeq names its product 60S ribosomal protein uL30. Gene Ontology annotation, cellular component: cytosolic large ribosomal subunit. Bases 1 to 726 code for a protein of 241 amino acids. Gene Ontology annotation, molecular function: structural constituent of ribosome; RNA binding. Gene Ontology annotation, biological process: maturation of LSU-rRNA from tricistronic rRNA transcript (SSU-rRNA, 5.8S rRNA, LSU-rRNA). The transcript is spliced from 3 exons. The record is from RefSeq and is a predicted model, not a curated record. Lineage: Eukaryota; Fungi; Ascomycota; Dipodascomycetes; Dipodascales; Dipodascaceae.
AUGACUACUAUCAUUACUCCCGAAUCGCUUCAAAAGCUUUACAAGAGAGAGCAGAAGCAGUCCCUUCAAAAGGCUGCUCAGCUUGCUGCUGACGAGAAGGCUCUUGAGGCUAAGAACAAGGUCAUCUACGAGCGUGCUGCUGCUUACGAGAAGGAGUAUGAGGAGGCCAAGCGUGAGAUCAUUGAGAAGAAGCGUGCCGCCAGAGCUGACGGUUCCUUCUACCUUGCUGCUCAGCCCAAGCUUGUCUACGUUGUCAGAAUCAAGGGUAUCAACAAGAUUCCUCCUAAACCCCGCAAGGUUCUCCAACUUUUGAGACUUCUCCAGAUCAACAACGGUACCUUUGUUCGUGUCACCAAGGCCACCGAGGAGCUUCUCCGUCUCGUCGAGCCCUACGUUGCUUACGGUUACCCCAACCUUGCCACUGUUAGAAAGCUCGUCUACAAGCGUGGUUACGGCAAGCUCAACAACCAGCGCAUCAAGCUGGACAACUCUACCAUCGAGGCUGCUCUUGGUCAGUACGGCAUCAUCUCCAUUGAGGACCUUGUCCACGAGAUCUACACUGUUGGCCCCAACUUCAAGCAGGCUAACAACUUCCUCUGGCCUUUCCACCUUUCUAACCCCUCCGGUGGCUGGGGUGUCCCAAGAAAGUUCAUUCACUACAUUGAGGGUGGUGCUACUGGCAACCGCGAAGAGAACAUCAACGCUCUCGUUGAGGCCAUGAACUAA